AUGAAGGUUGAGCUCCCAAUUAUCUACCUCAUUAACGAUGUGCAUCAUAUUGAGACGAUCUACAAUAUGAGCCAGCCAAAAUGGAUGACCCACGAGGUCUCAAAGCGACUUCGCAAUCUCACUUCCUUUGUCAACGAGUACACUUAUGGCAUUGGAGACCCAUACGUGCCGGAGUUGAUCCGUUUGAGAGGGGGACCAAUGCUCCGUACUCUCGUUGAUCUUAUGAAUCACAAGAUGGACUGUCUCAAUAGCUCCAAGCAACGAACUGAAUGCAAUUGGAUCAAACCUCUCAAAUACUAUGCUUACUCCGCGCCUGGAGGAGCCAAAGGCAGUAGCAGUGACAUUGACCGAGUUACUCCUUAG
Molecule: messenger RNA, 363 nt
Organism: Ostertagia ostertagi
Lineage: Eukaryota; Metazoa; Nematoda; Chromadorea; Rhabditida; Trichostrongylidae
Source: the annotation of a GenBank genome assembly